Cylindrotheca closterium is the source of this 2673-nucleotide messenger RNA. Lineage: Eukaryota; Bacillariophyta; Bacillariophyceae; Bacillariales; Bacillariaceae. The record is from the annotation of a GenBank genome assembly.
AUGCUCCAUGCCGUCACACAUGAAACCGAUGUCUACAAUCUUGUUCGUCAAUUUGCUCCAACUUUGAAUGGCCGAGCUGCUUACUUUGCUCUGUUUGCACAAUAUCGUGGAAGGGGACAUUUCACCUGUGGCGUACACAGUUUGACAAUUGAAGCAGCUCUUUGUUUUGCUGUUGCUAUUGCCAAUGGACAAGUACUACAGCGAUUGUCAGUGAUUCCCUUAUCAGCCAAAGAACGAAACAGUGAACCAAUGGAAGAGAAGAAGAAAGAAUUUAUGGAAGACCUGAAGAAGAAUCUGAAGAAGAAGUCUGAUGGAGUUUCUAUCUCUGAAGAAGAACUUGAUCACAUUUGGCAUAAGUACAACAUGCCAAUCUCUGCAAUCGAAGAUGGUGGUUACGCGCAGUAUGCACAAUAUGAAGAUCACCCACAAGAAGAUCCUCGCCACAAGAUUGAAGAUGAUUUCAAAGAGCCGCCGGAUCAAGAAUCAGAUCCUGUUGAGUUCAACAAGUAUGUCUCUGCAAAGGUAUCGUUUAAUGCGGAUGGAGUUGAGACUUUUGGAGUUGUUCAGGGUCGGAAGCGUGACUCAUCUGGAAAACUGAUUGGUCACUACCAUGAGAAUCCACACCUUGGCACAUCUAUCUAUCAAGUGGAGUUCGAGGAUGGAAAAGUGGAAAGCUUCUAUGCAAAUCAGAUUAUUGAAGGGAUAAUGAUGAAUGUCGAUGAUGAAGGUAACACAAUGUACCGGAUUCCCAAAUUUAUUGAUCAUCAACGUGAUGGACAAGCAGUUAAAGGGGACGACGGAUGGUAUACUACCUCUAGCGGUCUCAAGUGUCCACGAAAGACAACCAAAGGAUGGAAAUUAUUAGCUGAGAUGAAAGGUGGAGAAACAGAAUGGCUUGAUCUAUCAGUAGCAAAAGAAGCGUUUCCUAUCGAGGUCGCUGAAUACUCUGUUGCAAACAAGCUUGUGUCAGAGCCUGCCUUUGCGUGGUGGGUUCCCUACACUCUGAGAAAGCGUGAUCGAGUUUUGAAAGCUGUCAAGCGCCGUGCUGUGAAAAGACAGAAGGCAGAAAAGUUUGGUAUUGAGGUGCCUGGUCCUGGGCCCAAAGGUGUUGCACGUGCGUAUGAACUUGAUGCUGAGAAUGGUACCUCACAUUGGAGUGAUGCCUUGAUUAAAGAAGUGAAGACAAUCCUACCAGCUUUGAAGAUUCUGGAAGAUGAUGAAGAUGUUCCCGUUGGGUACCAGCUCAUUGAGCUUAUGACUGUUUUCAAUGUCAAGAUGGAUCUCACGCGGAAGGCACGAAUAUGUGCUAGAGGGGACCAAACGGGCCCUCCAAUGUCUGUCACCUAUGCAAGUGUUGCGACAAGGGAAAGUAUUCGACUUGCUUUUGUUAUUGCUGCUUUGAAUGGUUUGAAUGUUUUGAGUGCUGACGUCUCCGGUGCAUAUCUGAAUGCCAAAUGUGCCAAGAAAGUUUAUUGUAUUUUAGGGAAGGAGUUUGGAGAAUAUGCCGGGAAGAAAGCUAUCCUGGUUAAGGCCGUUUACGGACUCAAAAGUUUGGGAUUCGCAUGGAGGAGCCUCUGUGCGGACGUUUUGAAGGAACAAUUGGAGUUCCAACCAUGUCGUGGAGAUAUGGAUCCUGACUUGAUAAAAGAGCCAACCACAUAUAUUGGUGCAACAAUCUCGAAGCACAAGUUGGAUGGUGAUGAUUAUUUCACCUGGGCUAUUGGAUCUGAAGUGUACCCCCAAGAGCCGCUAAUAGUUGUCAAGAAACAAAUUGCCCCAAUGCAACUGACUUUGAAGAAAAAGGUUUACCCAACUUUACCCACUGGACACAAGCCGGAACUUGAUUCUACUGUCUUUGUCGAUGAUGAUACUGCUAUUUUCUACAUGCAACUCAUCGGUAUUCUGCGCUGGCUUGUGGAACUUGGUUGUAUUGAUGUCGCCGCCGAAGUGUCUAUGCUCUCGUCUUACAAUGCAAUGCCUCGUGAAGGUCAUUCCCAUGCUGCCUCACAUAUUUUUGCCUAUUUACAGAAGCAUCCUGAUUGUGUACUUGUGAUGGAUUGUGGUUAUGCUGAUCAUCUGAGACCAUUAAAGAAAGCUGACUACUCACAGUUCUAUGAAUUCACUAAGGAUGAACUCCCAAGUGACAUGCCUACACCUCUUGGCAAAGCGGUAGAGUUAACUAUGUUUGUUGAUGCAUCUCAUGCUGCUAACGUUGUUACUCGUCAAUCAAGAACAGGAGUAUUGAUCUUUGUUAACAAAGCUCCUAUUAUCUGGUAUUCGAAAAAGCAAAACAGUGUCGAGACAAGCAGUUUUGGUUCUGAAUUUGCUGCUCUAAAGACAGGUGUUGAAUUACUUGAGGGACUACGAUUCAAGCUCAGAAUGAUGGGCGUCCCAAUCCAAGGUUAUUGUCAUACUUGUGUCGACAAUGUGAUGUCUGUUGUCAAGAACUCAAGUGUUCCUGAAUCUCAAUUGAAGAAGAAAUCGAACGCUGUCGCAUACCACUACGUUCGCUCCAGAUGCGCCAUUGAUAUCCUACAAAUUGAAUGGAUAAUUUCCGCUGAGAACCUGGCCGACGUUUUAACCAAGAUCCAACCUGGAACCGUUCGUGACCGUCUUAUGGAACAUAUCAUGUGGAAAGCAAGGCAUAAUGGGAAACUUGCUCUUUUGAUUUAA